Messenger RNA from Stylonychia lemnae, 1347 nucleotides. Lineage: Eukaryota; Ciliophora; Spirotrichea; Sporadotrichida; Oxytrichidae. The record is from the annotation of a GenBank genome assembly.
AUGAAAGGAUCACAACAUUAAGCAGCUUUUCCUUAGGAUGUAAAGUUGAUUACUGAAACUUAAGAUGAAGACAUAAAAACAUGGAUAGUUUGUGGUUCAAAGUUUUAAAUAUAAAAAUAAUAUGAGAUUCUUGAUCCAAUGGGUUAAGGAGCGUAUGGCAUUGUGGUAGCUGCUAAAGAUCUUGACUCUGAAGAUUAGGAGAACAAUCUAGUAGCAAUUAAAAAGAUCGAAAGAGCAUUUGAGCAUAAAGUGUUUUUAUAAAGGACACUCAGAGAACUCAAAAUUCUCCGAUUAUUGCAGCAUGAGAAUGUUUUGGGUUUGAAAACGAUUCUAUUGCCGCCAGGCCAAACCAAAGAACAGCUAGAUGACAUAUACUUAGUGAGUGAUCUCAUGGAAACUGAUUUAGAGACCAUAAUUCGUUCUGAUUAAGGUCUGACAGAGGAACACAUUCAAUUUUUCUUAUAUUAGAUUCUCAGAGGUCUUAAGUACAUUCAUUCUGCUGGAAUAUUGCAUAGAGACUUAAAACCAAAAAAUCUGCUGGUAAAUACUAACUGCGACUUGAAAAUAUGUGAUUUCGGAUUAGCUAGGGCAGAUAUAUCACUACUCUAGACACAUUCUGUUGUACUUACUGAUUACAUUACAACCAGAUGGUACAGAGCCCCAGAAGUGCUACUUUCAUGGAAGAAAUACUCUUCAGCAAUAGAUAUUUGGUCUGUCGGUUGUAUUUUUGCUGAAAUGCUGACUAGACAGAGAUUAUUCCCUGGCCACGAAUAAGAAGAGCAAAUGCAAAUGAUAGUUGAGUUAUUAGGGUACCCUACUCCAGAGGAAAUUGAGAUAUUUAGUGACAUUUAAGAUAAGGAACUCCUCAAUGCACUUCCUACGACAUUAAUUUAAAGAACCUCAUUCGAGGAACGAUUUUAAGGAUGCUCAGAAUUAGCAGUAGAUCUUUUGAAAAGAAUGCUAGCAUUUGAUCCAAACAAGAGAAUAACAGUUGAGUAAGCCUUGAGCCAUCCCUAUCUUGCUGAGUUACACUGCCCAGAUGAUGAGCCCACUACCUAGCCAGUGGACGCCUUUGAUUUUGACUUUGAGAUUUAUGACCUGAAAAGCAAUGAUUAUAGAGAUCUAAUGUAUGAAGAAAUAAUGCUUUAUCAUUCAGAAGAGAAAAGGCAAGAAUAUGAAGAUAAUAAGAUCAAAUAUCCAAAUGGUAUGCUUUAUCUCAGAUAUGCAAGUAGAUCUGGAAGCCAAGAUGAUAUUCCAAUGAAGCAGUAAAAUUAAGGAUCAAGUCUGAGUCAGAGUGGAGAACAGACUAAAUCAUCUUCGUCAAUUAGCAAUGAUCUAAAUGAGUGA